CAACACCAGGCACAACACCAGGUACUACACCAGGCACAACACCAGGAACAACACCUGGAACAACACCUGUGACAACGCCAGCUACAACACCUGGAACAACACUGGGAACCACACCAACCACUCCUCCACCAGAACUCUAUUUUUCAUGUGAAGAUUCUAUCCAGGAAACGUCUUUCCAGGCAGCUCAACUCGAUUUCAUAACUGUGGAAAUAGAAACUGGAAUACCUAUAGGCGAGAAUUCAUUGUACUCCUUCCUGACGGUCACAACAACAGGAAUUAUCCAUUUUUCCAAGCAACGUCCUACAAGAAUGAUGCUGACUCAAUUUACAAAUCCUUCCAGAUUUGAGUUAAGAGAUCUAACCGUAUCAGAUCCUGCUAUUGCCGUUUUUGGGGCACCUGUCGACGCUUAUAUUGGCAGCCCAAGGUUAUAUCAUGAGGUGUUCGAAAGCAGCACCGAUGCAAUAUUUUUCUCAGACCUGAGGAACAGACUAAGAACAUUAGUGGCAAGCCCAUGGGGCGCGGAUAACAAUGACGUCAUUAAUACGCUUAGCACUGCUGUGAUGUUUACCUGGAAGGACUUUCAACCUCCCGGUUCAACUGCUGGGGAAGAGAUGGCGACGUACCAGGCAAUAGUAUUUACUAACGGAGCAAGAACAGGCGUACUGAUGUUCUAUGAGCAAGGUAGUUUCAGCUGGAAUCCCCAAUCCAAAGCGGUUCCAGUAAGGAUUGGUUACAAUUCUAAGUAUACAUGGGUGAACCGGUUACUAGAAUCCGAUCUUAACGAAAGCUACAAACCAGACCAGUCUAUUGGAUCACAGUCAGGGACUCAGGGAGUACUGAUUUACAGACUCGACAACAACCCAAGCACAUUCGUUAACUCAGGUCUGUUUUGCUCUAACUGGUACCUCGAAGACCAAGCCACCCUCUGGCCACCCUUGUGGUUACGACUUGUAUAUACACCUCCAUGUCCGUGUUCUGUUUGGCAGGCCAAUGUUGAUCGAAGAUAUCGUUUCUGCAAUUACCUGUUUGACCAAUCAGAGCUGUCUGUGCGAAAUAGUAUUUUCUUUGGUUUCAUCUUCCCAUACUGCCAACAACACCGUUGGCUGCCUUUCGGGGGUAGCUACCGAUGUACGUACUUCUUUGGGCUUCUACCUGGCUACAUAAUCGACUUAUGGUGGAGUUCUCAUUAUGAGGCGUAUACCUACAAUUAUCAACGGUGGCUUGCAAAUGAUGUGCUCCCAAGGUAUCACUGCUGCCAAGUAGCUGAUGGAGAUUUCUGUGAUUUGUACGAGGAAAGACGCCCUCCUUCGACAUGCUCAAGAUAUAGACCUCCGCGAUCUGCAUGGUUCUGGGGCGACCCCCACAUCAACACAUUGGAUGGAAGAAUGUAUUCUUUCAAUGGUCUUGGGGAGUACAUUAUGUUGGAGUACAACAAUAACGAUACAUUCGUUCUGCAGACCAGGACUGGCAAAGCCUUCAACAAUAGCAAGCCCGUCGAAACAGGAACUGUCUUUACCGGUUUCGCUGCUACGCAGGGCACUACAGUGGUUGAGUUUUCCCUAAGUGACAACAGAACGGACCUGAGGAUUCUCAUUAACAGAACCGACGAGAUAACCGACUUUGCCGAGUUAGAAGGAGACGGCUAUGCCUCUGCAGAUUCUUCGUUUUCAUUGACGCGUGAGAAUGGAACCACUGCGGAGGAAAUCAAGGUCAAUGCUUACUUUCAGGUUGGUGACACGCCCGCUACAUCUUUCACCGUGUCCUUUUCUAACGGGAUUCUUCUCGCGACUGUUGAGGCACCGCCGGAAUACGAUGAAGAUGGACCUGGUAGAGGUCUUCUGGGUAAUUUAAAUGGCAAUAGUUCAGACGAUUUCUUGCUCCGAGACGGCACCACUCUUGAGGAUUCGCUAGCCACAAACCUCACGGACAAGGAGAUAUUUGACUUCGGACAGUCAUGGCAAGUUAGUGAGGUCGAGUCCCUGUUCGAGUACGGCAAGAGGAACUGGACCUAUUACAACCCCGCAAACUACACACCGAUUUUCCUGAGUGAUCUUCUGGCUCAAGACCCCGAGCAGACAGCUGCUGCAAGGGCGGCAUGCGGUGACGAUGAAAUGUGCUUGUUUGACUACCUUGCCGUAAGCCCAGAACUGGGAGCUAUGACUAUGGAGGCCGGGAAUACAUUUGAUGACAACCUUGCCAACCUAGAAAAUUUCCCGCCGAACGUAACUAUGAUCACUGACAUCAACAAUGUUCUGCAAAACAACGUACUUUGUGUUGAGGUUAACGAAACUGUUCAGCUGAUGUUUACGGCUGAAGAUCCUAAUGCAAACGAUAUAAUCAAUUUUACUUUAGCCGACUCUGUUCCCGACGGUGCAGCUAUCGACUCUGAGGGCCGUUUUGAGUGGACACCGUCGAGUCUCAAUGUUUCAAGGAUUGAAGUCGUGGUCAGUGAUGAACGAGGUGCACAAACGGUGGUCUCCUUUAAGGUCAAGAUCUGCGAAUGCAUGAACGAGGGAGUAUGUGACUUCAAGACCCUAGCUGUAGGCCAGAAUCUCAACGCUAAUGGAUUCGCGGUUGUCACGUGCAAUUGUACCAUCGGGUGGUCAGGUGACCAUUGUGAUGUAGAAUUUGACGCCUGCGCAGAGUCUCCCUGCUACGAGGCGGUACUAUGUAUGGACAACCCUGCUGGGGUGACGCCUGACUUCGUGUGUGGUGACUGCCCUCCAGGCCUGCAGGGGGAUGGAGAAACAUGCUAUGAUGUCAACGAAUGCCAAAGCAACACGACCAACGACUGUGAUCAGACCUGCCACAACAUCCUCAAUGGGUACUACUGUUCUUGCAACGAUGGAUUUACUCUUUCUCUGGAUACACAUUCGUGUAUAGACAACGCAGGUUGUACACCUACUGCAAUGAACAAUACUGGUUCUCCGAAUUGUACAUGUGAACCUGGUAACGAGUUUGGUAAUGGAACCUGUUCAGAUUUUGAUGAAUGUUCAGAAGGAAUUCAGAAUGACUGCCCUGAAGUUUCAACAUGUAUAAAUACAGAUGGGGACUACUUUUGUGACUGCAUGGAUGGCUAUAAUACAGUCAACGAAACAAAGUCAUGUGAAGAUAUUGAUGAGUGUGCUACUGGCAACCACAUGUGCAAUGAAAGUUUGAAUCGUGUGUGCAUGAACACCGUGGGGAACCACACCUGUAUCUGUAACAUGAAUUUUACCCUUGUCGACGGAUCAUGCAUAUCUGCUUACUCGUACACUCUGGAACUGAAUUUGGACUUCAUCAACGACAUAGCAAUCCAGCAUUAUACAGACACUGAACAAAACCGGAACCGACUAGCCAAAGAGGUGUUUGACCAGCUUAACAGUACAUCUGUUAUCGGAGAUGGGAGCCUCGCAGAUGUUAUUGUGACUAGUUAUACCGUGGUCGGUGGCAGCGCUUUCGUCGAGUUCCGGAUCGACUCGUUCAACCCUAAACUGAACGCUACCUUAGAGUCUGUGUUCACUGACUCCCUUCCACCUAGCCGAGUAUUUGGGUCGAAUAACCGGAUCGUCGCACAAGACGUCGACGAGUGCGAAGUGUUUACUGAUGCUUGCCGUAACGGGAAUUGUACGAACACCGUUGGGAGUUUCUACUGCACGUGUAACAAAGGCUUCGUGGGAACAGGAACAGAUUCUUGCAUAGAUAUAAACGAAUGUCUAGGGGAGAAUGACUGCCAGCAAAAAUGUUACAACGAGGAUGGUGGAUACUCAUGCGCAUGCCGGGAUGGAUACGAGAUGGAUGGCAAAUUUAAUUGCACGGAUAUUGACGAAUGCUCCAGGAAUUCAUCGGCCUGUGAUUCUGAAAAUGGAGGGUGUCUGAACUCAGUCGGCUCUUACAACUGUUCAUGCAAUCCUGGAUAUGAAUUAAGCAAUGAUGGCAUUACUUGCAAUGAAACUACACCUGGAACAACACCGGGAACUUCACCUGAGACAACAUCGGGAACAACAUCGGGAACUACACCAGGACCAACACCGGGAACUACACCGGGAACACCACCAGGAACAACACCGGAUAUGACACCGGGAACUACGCCGGAUACAACACCUGAAAUACCACCAGGAACAACACCGGAUAUGACACCAGGAACUACACCAGGUACAACACCGGAUACAACACCUGAAACAACACAGGAUAUGACACCAGGAACAACACCGGAUAUGACACCAGGAACUACACCAGGUACAACACCGGAUACAACACCUGAAACAACACCGGAUAUGACACCAGGAACAACACCGGAUAUGACACCAGGAACUACACCAGGUACAACACCGGAUACAACACCUGAAACAACACCGGAUAUGACACCAGGAACUACACCAGGUACAACACCGGAUAUGACACCAGGAACUACACCAGGUACAACACCGGAUACAACACCUGAAACAACACCAGGAACUACACCAGGUACAACAACGGAAACACCACCUGGAACUACACCAGGCACAACACCAGAUGUUGUGAUUUUCAUUGUCAUCACCUUCCGUAACACAUACACGAGCGAUCUCGCAGACUCAUCGUCUCUUGCGUUCAUCAAUUUGGCAAAUGCUCUCUGCAACCGUUUGAUCGAGUAUUUCCGGAGCCUGACGAAUGGCGAUAUCGUAUGCGCAGUAUUACGGUUCAGAAGCGGCAGUGUACUGGCAGAUGUUAACUUGACCUUCCCUGCUAACGACACCUCCCAGGCACAGAACAUCAUGAAUAAUGUCGGAAACGUUACCGCGGUCGAUAUAGGAAAUAUUGAAGUUGGCAAUGAAAUAUACGUCCCAACCGCCGUCAACUCAAAUGUGCUAAGUGAAUGCAAGUAG
Messenger RNA from Strongylocentrotus purpuratus (purple sea urchin), 4844 nucleotides. RefSeq names its product mucin-like protein. The record is from RefSeq and is a predicted model, not a curated record. Gene Ontology annotation, biological process: cell-matrix adhesion. Gene Ontology annotation, molecular function: calcium ion binding. The coding region runs from base 309 to 4844 and encodes 1511 amino acids. The transcript has 29 exons. NCBI's taxonomy places the organism in Eukaryota, Metazoa, Echinodermata, Echinoidea, Camarodonta, Strongylocentrotidae.